This is a messenger RNA of Colletotrichum truncatum, 2832 nucleotides long. RefSeq lists its product as uncharacterized. Gene Ontology annotation, cellular component: plasma membrane. NCBI's taxonomy places the organism in Eukaryota, Fungi, Ascomycota, Sordariomycetes, Glomerellales, Glomerellaceae. The record is from RefSeq and is a predicted model, not a curated record. Gene Ontology annotation, molecular function: protein binding.
AUGGCAGCUAGUUUAGCGCAUGGAGCCAGUUACAUUACAUAUGCACUUGAUCCGAGCAGUGACGGGGACGAGGCCAAAAACCAAGCUUUCAACACUGGAAAUCCGACAUUGACUCUUGAACAAGGAGAAGCACGAAGCUAUUGGUUCAGUACGACUACAUACACCGGUGCUGCGAUCCUCAUUGUAUUGAUCUUGAUUACGAUAACUGCACUUCCUCCCAUCCGUCGCAGGAGUUACAACCUCUUUUAUUACAGCCACAUAAUAUGCAGCAUUGCCAUCUUUAUCGGAGCCAGUAUUCACGCCAGCACCGACUUUUAUCUACUUAUCCCAGGCUUGUUCCUUUGGCUUGUUGAUUGGUCAUGGAGACUCUUUGGAGGCGAGGCUGGCGGGCUUUCGCAGCAAACAACAGCAACUCUGGAGGAUGCGGGAAACGGGUGGUAUAGAAUAUCUCUGCCGCUGAAAAGGUCAUGGAACAAGACCUCCAAUACAGGAUUCACUGAGAAAGGCGUGUCGGCCAUCCACCCGCUAUCAGCCUACUAUCUCAACAUUCCCGCUGUUAGUAGGAUUCAAAAUCACGCUUUCACGGCGGCAAAGUCUACUUCCAUGGACUGUGGACCGGUGUUUCUCUUCCAGAGGACCCAAGGAAAGAAGCAGAAAAAGCUCGACAAAGAGUGGACAUGGAGACUCGGCGCCCUUGUCACGUCAGAGAAACCCAGCACGCAACUCAAAAUACGAGUGGAGGGCCCAUAUCAGCCAAACGAUGAAAAGUUCAACGCUGCAUCUCACAUAGUUUGCAUCGUGGGCGGUACCGGCUUUACAGGCGCUUACAGUCUCGCCAUCUGGUGGCUAAGGAUGCGAUCUGCUGCCGACAAUUCUAGAUUUACUCUUGUGUGGACUGUACGGCACGCUCAGAUGACAAAGGUCAAAGAAUGGCUUGAUCUUCAAGAAGCAGCUGCCUCGACGCCGAAUCUCAAUGUUGUAGCACAUAUCAGCUCCGAAAGCGGAAGACUGGAUGUCUCUCAGUGGAUUCGAUAUUCUUUGUCCAUUGACCAGGAUGGGCCAUGGGAUCGUGUAUCAUCCGACUUGCCUCAAACAGACGCCCUCUACGAUCCGGGUGACAGCCGUGAUAAACACGAACUCAAGUCAAACGAUCCAAUUGAUGUGUUGGACUAUCUUAGCCAACACCCCGAUAUUGAUGUCAACAGGUGGAUGGAGCUUUCCUUGGAUGCUUUCGAAGCAUUUCCAAAGACCGAAAGGGUGCUACUGCGGCUCGCCGUUGAAGCAGGCUAUCCUAGCGUUCUAGAAGCGCUAUUGGAAGCCGGUGCAAAUCCUGUUAUCAAGGAUAAGUUUGGAGACCCUUCAAGCGAUGCCGUUGUUAUCGCAAGCAUAAAAGGCGACGUUGAAAGCAUGCAAAGUCUAGUCAGGGCUGGUGUGCACCCAGAUAUGACGCUAACAUCAAACCAAAAGCUGCGACCUGGCUGGUUAGGGAAUCGCAAUGCACAUGCAAGGGAUAUGAUGAGCAGGAUCAUCUGGAGAUCAUCCCCGACUCACAUCGCCAUUAACAAUAAUCACACCGCGCUUGUUCAGUGGCUUCUCGCCACGGGACGAGUCGACUUAACGAGACGACAAUCUGGCGAAUCACUUCCUCCUCUUGAAGCAGCAAUACUUAUUGGCCACAUGCCAACCUUGAGGGUGACAAUGGAACACUAUGCCGCCACGGACGACGGAAACUACCUGAAAACACUAUUCGACGACCCCACAUUAUUGGUUUAUGCCGCGUGGACGGGAGAUCGGGAUGUCAUACACUACGUUAUCAAUCGGUUUAUCUCGCCACUCGAAGACUCUGAAUCUGAAAUCCUCGUCAAGCAGCUUGUCGAUAAAAAUCUGCCAUUUAUGGUGGCAAUCCUUGAAUCGUUAUUUUCAAGUCCGAGAACUUCGCCUAGAGUGAUUCAGUAUUUCUUCGACUACCUUGGGCAGCUUGACCACUUAAAUGUUUCAAUUCUCUCUCGCCUGCAGCAGGGCUUGAAACAAGGCUGCCAGGUGGCUGCUAAUACGGACAAUAUCGACGUUUUCACUCUCCUCAUGCAACUCAACGAGCAAAUAACAACUCACUCAUAUGCUCCCGAAGAGAGAACACAUCAUUCUUCCGAAAUUCUGAAAGAAUCCUUCUGCUGGGCAUUUGCUCAUGAUAGUAUAAGUGUGGUGCGAUAUUUAAUUGAGGAGAAGGGAGUAAAUCCUGACAAUGCUGAUUCCUGCAAUCUCCCAAUAUGGGGUGGCCAAGACAUUUUCUCAGUGUGGGAUUACAAGGAUAACACUACAUCACCUACGAGGAGUGGCUUGCUUUACUCUAUUCUUACUGGGAACUUUGCUGUAACCAGCUACUUGAUGACAAACUCGAAGAGUGCCAAUAUCUCAAGCUUGAAUGAUCAAGCAUACAGCUGGAUCUUAAAGUACCCGAACCCUUGGAACCAGUACAAAAAUUCCAAGCCGCGAGCUAGCUUGGAUGAGACAAAAAGUGUCCUUCAUUCACUUCUGCAGCGAGGCGUAUCAGUUUCUCACAUCUCGCCACCCACCCUUCCAGACUUCCGGAACAAGCAGGUUGUGGUUGAUGUCAUGGAAAGCAAACAUGUCAUGGAAAACAAAUUUGAACAGCGUCGUUCCGGGGUUUGUCUCUGCUGGGGAUAUAAGGAUACCAUUCGGCCAGAACCCCAGUGGAACAAUACAGCCACUGUUCGGCUAGACCUGAAAGAAGAGGAUAGUGAAUGGUGGAUCCAGCUUAGCACUCUGCACGGGGUGGUCCAGGAGCAAGUGGUUUCUUCUGAAGAAUUAUAA